Messenger RNA from Ruditapes philippinarum (Manila clam), 1235 nucleotides. Its product is annotated as superoxide dismutase [Cu-Zn]-like. The record is from RefSeq and is a predicted model, not a curated record. Gene Ontology annotation, biological process: removal of superoxide radicals. Lineage: Eukaryota; Metazoa; Mollusca; Bivalvia; Venerida; Veneridae. The transcript is spliced from 5 exons. Gene Ontology annotation, molecular function: copper ion binding; superoxide dismutase activity. Bases 105 to 827 code for a protein of 240 amino acids.
CAAAUAUUUUUGUCGCGGACCCAAAGCUUAUUUCAUUUUCAGUGUCAUAUUGUAUCAAAUUUGUUUUUCAGCAUAAUAUCUGGAUAUAUUCUAUCAUUAUUAUCAUGUAUAUUUAUAUUUUGUGUUCAUUGUUAUUAUUUGUCUAUCAAACUAACGGGCAGGGACCAAUCGUCCCCCCAGGACUACGACCGCUCGUGGGCCCGGCAGGUCCUACUGGAUCGUUUGUAACAACUGACAGUGUGGUAUAUGGCACAUGUUACUUCAACAACACAUACACCCCUGUACAGGGCAGGGUAGAUAUCAGACAAAAUCUACAAAUUAACCCACCAGUUAUUGAGAUGCGGGUACAGGCGUGGGGUUUACCUCAGAGUACAAUGAGUGACGCCGAGCACGCGAUGCACGUGCAUCAGUGGGGAGACACGACACGUAAUUGUUACAACGCCGGUCCUCACUUUGACUCGGACGCCUUUUCAGUCCACGGAGGUCCAGCUUCUAUGGAUAGAACUGUUCGACAUGAUGGUGACCUUGGUAAUCUACGUCAGACUAACGAUGGUAUCAUCGACACCAGUUUUAACGUUCAGAAUAUGAUGUUGGUAGGGGACGCUAGUAUCAUGGGCAGAUCCAUUGUUAUGCACGAGGGACGGGAUGAUCUAGGGCGCGGAAACACACCCGUUAGUUUACAGACCGGAAAUUCGGGCGCUCCCAUUGCAUGCUGCGUGGUAGGGUUGUCAGAUGCUACUAACUGGAAUAACCCAUUACUGGUCAAUGGACAAUUCCGAAAUCGUGGGAUGAAUCCACUUAACCCGAAUGUUAACAUGCUUGGUUAAACACCACAUAUAGCAUAAAUAUUAUAUAAACCCAUAUUUGACAGUGUUCCAAAAAUUGAUAGGACUGUGCAAAAAAGUUUCAUUAGUUCAUAUUUUCUCAGCUGCUAACAUUAAUUCAGUUGAAACAUAGGAGUGUAAACUUACAAAAUUACAUUGCAGAACUCCUAUAAAUUUUACUUUGAAAGCAAUUUAAAAACAGAAAAUGUUGCAGCAGUUACACGAGGGAUUUCUCAUCUGUAUUCACAUAAACAGUAAUUAUCUCUGACUUUACAGUCCUAGAAUGACAUUAUAUGGAAUCUUUUUCCCAUAAAUUUCUGAUAAUUUAACAGGAUCAUAAUUAAAUAGGAUUUCUACAGCUUCAUAUGACAUUUGAAAGUAAAUUUCACAAUACAAGAUGACAUCUGUAAA